AUGAGACUAGUAGGUUUCGAAAUUUUUGGCCUUCAUAACAAACCUUCGCCGUCUAACGAGAAAGGGUGCGACUUAGAUAAACGCACAGGAUUUCUUGGACUAGACUUAUCGUUUUUUCUCGACUUCGCUCGACUUCACUCGACGAUUGUAAUCAGCCAGGAAGACAUCAAGAAGAAACUUUUGCGAGCAAUGAUCGCUACCCUGCUUUCGCUACUCAUUUUCCUGAUCCACCUGCCUUCGUGUGUACUAACAGAGAAGCCUGACUCAAGCUACAAGUUUUCAAAGGCUUUAAGAGAUGUAUCUGACGAAAAGCCGCGUCCCAUUAUCCAAAGCGAAAACAGUCCUUGGGACAUCAAGCGCGACAACAAAUAUGUUUUUUUGUCUAGGAUAGAAAAUGAUGAUAUGAUAAAGGAAAUAGAUAACAUUACACUGGCUGCGACGCCGCCACUGCUGAGGGAUGGUGAGGAUUUGAUUAUUUCUUGGAGCGGGGUGAAGCGACCGCAUCAGACAGAUUUCGUAGGUCUUAGUUGCGGCCCCAAGGCGCAUGAUAGGGACUUUUUGGUCGAGAUUGGCGUCGCGGAAGCUGAUGGACCGGGAGCUGAUACUAUGAAACCACUUAAAUCGAUACGCUUCCCAUCGCUUUUUAUGAUGCGCUGCAACUAUACAGUCGAGUAUUUUAAUUUCUUGCCAAAAGGUAACAUCUAUGUUCCUCUUGCCAGGCUGGAAAUUGGGAUGACCGAUGCUUUUACGGCCCCUAAGCAUGGACAUAUCGCUUUAACAAAAAACAUUGAUGAGAUGUCUGUAAUGUUUAACUCGGCCUCCCGAGAGACGCCUGUAGUCAAGUACGGAUUUGACCCUGCACAAUUAAACAUGCGUGAGGAGGGUUCGUCGAAGACAUACACGGCUGCUCAUUUGUGCCACCGUCCAGCCAACCUAACUUGCCAGCAGUGGUUUCGUGAUCCAGGCUAUAUGCAUACAGUCAUACUCAACGGUCUAAAGUUGAGCUCGCGAUACUAUUAUAAGUUUGGUAGUGACAAGGACGGCUGGAGCUCGAUUUAUUCUUUCAUGAGCCGCCCGGAUGAGGCUGUAAAAAGUGCCAAAUUUAUUGCGUACGCUGACAUGGGCGUAGACUCAGCUCCUGCAGCUACGUCCACUGCUGUAAGAUCGUUUCAGGAUGUGAUGGAUGGCUAUGAUAGCUUCCUUUUGCACUUUGGCGACAUAAGUUACGCCCGUGGUCACGCGCACAUAUGGGAUGAAUUUUUUCAUGUUAUUGAGCCAUAUGCUACGAGAGUCCCGUAUAUGGUUAGCAUUGGCAACCACGAAUAUGAUUACGUGACUGGCGGCGUAAAUGACCCUAGCGGAGCUACAGGUGACGAUGGCCGAAUGGCAUUUCACCCAGAGUGGGCAAAUUACGGUGAGGACUCGUCUGGUGAAUGCUCAGUACCGAUGUUUUACCGCUGGGAUGCUCCCGCUAAUGGCAACGGAAUUUAUUGGUACUCUUUUGACUAUGGUGGUAUUCACGUUAUCCAGAUUUCAACUGAGCACGAUUGGCGUCGUGGGUCAAAGCAAUACGUAUGGUUAGAAGAUGAUUUGAAGUACGUGAAUCGGGAGAAGACUCCGUGGGUCAUUCUCACGUCCCACCGAAUGAUGUACACUACACAAUUAGGCGAAGAAGCUGACUACAAAGUGGCUCAGCACUUUCGUGAUGAAGUGGAAGAUUUGCUUUGGACUUACAAAGUGAACUUGAUGUUAGUGGGACAUCAGCACUCAUACGAGCGUAGCUGUGCUGUGCGCAACGGAAAAUGCACCAAGGAUGACAAGGGACCCGUUCAUAUAGUGAUUGGAUCUGCUGGCGCCGGUUUGGAAGUGCAAAAUUUUUCAAGCAAACUUGGCGAAUGGAGUGUAAGCCACGUAAGGGAAUGGGGCUACCUUCGUAUCGAAUCGACGGAAGUCUCUUUGACUAUACAAUUCGUUCUGAAUCGCAAUGGUGUUGUGUACGAUCAAGUUAUCUUGCCUCCGUGGACGUAA
This is a messenger RNA of Plasmopara halstedii, 2028 nucleotides long. RefSeq names its product calcineurinlike phosphoesterase. The transcript is spliced from 2 exons. Gene Ontology annotation, molecular function: acid phosphatase activity; metal ion binding. Bases 1 to 2028 code for a protein of 675 amino acids. Lineage: Eukaryota; Oomycota; Peronosporomycetes; Peronosporales; Peronosporaceae. The record is from RefSeq and is a predicted model, not a curated record.